ACGAAAGCAGCUUUGCGUUUGUUGCGGUGUAGGGGUCACUGCAGGUCAUUCAAGAUGGCGUCCAGAAGAUUGCUCUCCCUCUUCCGCCAGGCUGGUGUGCAAAGCAGAUUUGUCCUUGUCCGACAUGAGAGCAGCGCCACCUUGCCAUCCAUCCAGGAAGUGCGGUCAAGACUUCAGGACCUUGUCGGAGCUCAGAAGUUUUGGAGUGUUGAAGCGGAGGACCGGUCUAAGCUGGCCACCCAACUGCCCAGCAGUCAGGACGAGCUGACCCCGCGGCGGUCAGCUGAGUCCCGGCAGCAGGUGGUCAUCCCUCUGGCCACCAACGAGCCCCUCCGCGAGAAGUACAUCAACUUCUUUAAGGGCAUCAGAUUUGGUCGCAUCCUGGAAGACCUGGACACCUUUGCGGUGUGGAUCAGUUACCAACACAACAAGGGGGAGGGGGAGAAGUCACCACUAUCCAUCGUCACUGCGCUGGUGGACAGGAUAGUGAUGCACGAGCAGUUCAUCCACCCUGACUGUGACAUCAGGAUGACAGGUAACGUCACCUGGACGGGGAAAACUUCCAUGGAGGUCACCAUGCAGCUGGAACAGCAACAACAACUGUUUUCCCCCUGCAGUUCCGCAUUUGUCCACCCGGUGGUGCCUGAAACUGAGGACGACAAGGCGCUUUUCCAGCUGGGAGAAAGUCAUAAGAUACAGAGAAAGGAGCAGACAUUACAGUCCCUCUUCAGGCAGCCCCCAACUGCUGAGGAGCGACAGUACAUCCACGACAUAUUCCUCAGCACACUCAAUCAGAAGUCUGUGAGUUUUCGCGACCGUGUCAAGCCAGACAACAGUCGUUGGCUGGACGAAACGAUACUAAAGAACAUCAUCAUCUGUCAUCCAGAAAACAGAAACCUGUACAGUAAGAUGUUUGGUGGGUUCCUGAUGAGACAGGCCUUUGAGCUGGGCUGGUCCAACGCUUGUCUGUAUUGCAAAUCUCGGCCGUUCAUCGAAGCCGUUGAUGACAUCAUGUUCCGUGGACCUGUGGAGGUCGGCUCGCUGCUCUUCAUGUCGUCUGAGGUGGUCUACACCAGAGAUCAGUACCUGCAGGUCAGAGUUCAUGCAGAGGUUGUUGACCCCAAGACUGGUGAACACGAGACCACCAACAUCUUCCAUUUCACCUUCAGUAGCCCACUGCCUUUCCCAAAAGUCCUACCCAAGACAUAUGCAGAGUCCAUGCUGUACUUGAGUGGGAAGAGACACUUUGAAUCAGCAGUAGGAAAAGCCUGAAGUUUACAACCUACCAUCUGUAACAACACUUAGUCUAAUAAUUCUAGAAAAAGAGUUGAAACGUUGUCAAAUUAUACUUUGCACCUUGGUUUUAUAUGUUCUUAUUUUUUAUCCUAUAUCUUAUUUAUGUACACCUGCAGAGCUCUUUGAAAUUCGCUCCCAGUGGUGAUAUAAGGUUGGUGGGUGAAUAUAUAAAUACUGUGCUUAAGGGGGUAUCCUACUGGACUAUUGUUGGUGGCAUCACUGCUUU
This is a messenger RNA of Branchiostoma floridae (Florida lancelet), 1522 nucleotides long. RefSeq names its product acyl-coenzyme A thioesterase 9, mitochondrial-like. The transcript has 12 exons. Lineage: Eukaryota; Metazoa; Chordata; Leptocardii; Amphioxiformes; Branchiostomatidae. The record is from RefSeq and is a predicted model, not a curated record. Gene Ontology annotation, molecular function: fatty acyl-CoA hydrolase activity. Gene Ontology annotation, biological process: acyl-CoA metabolic process. Gene Ontology annotation, cellular component: mitochondrion. The coding region runs from base 55 to 1272 and encodes 405 amino acids.